This is a messenger RNA of Protopolystoma xenopodis, 222 nucleotides long. NCBI's taxonomy places the organism in Eukaryota, Metazoa, Platyhelminthes, Monogenea, Polystomatidea, Polystomatidae. The record is from the annotation of a GenBank genome assembly.
AUGGCCUCUCGGAUCUUGCGUUUUCUCGUAUUUUCACCAGCCAGUCUUUCUGUCGAUCUCAUGUCGAUUUCGUGUCUCUUUCAUGCAAUGUCUUCCACUAUUUCCGAUCUUCGCGCAUCCAUGUUCCUGCAGAGUCUUUCAUGUUCCUUGAUUCGUAGGCCGAUUUUUCUUCCUGUUUCUCCGAUACACUUCUCCUCACAGAUACCGCAUCUGAUGCGAUAA